AUGGCCUCUACUCCCCCCUCUGCUGAGUCUUCCUUGAGCCCAGGAUCCCAGAAAGAGAGGAAAACUGCUCGGGCAUCUCGUACACCCCAAACUCCCCAGGGUGCCUCCACCUCCACAAGGGCCGUCUUAACCAAGGACACCUGCAGCCAGGAAGGAGUGGGUGCUAUAACCCCCAGGACCAGGUCUGAGUACUGUCUGCUAAGUGAGUUGGAAAAACUUGUGUGGCAUAUAGUGAAUAUUUUGCUGUACAAGUAUUAUUCUCAGAAAAUUAUCAAGAAGAAAGAGAUCCUGGAUCACUUCAUCAAAAGGAAUGAGAGGUACUUCACCGAGGUCUUCGAGAAGGCCGUGGAGAUCAUGCAGAGGGUCUUUGGUGUGGAAGUGAAGGAGGUGAACGCCUUAUCCCACACUUAUUCCCUGAACUCCUUUAUGGACCUCACCUAUGACAAGGAUCCUAGUCGAGAAGAACCGCCCAUGCCUAAAAAUGGCCUCCUAAUUACAGUCCUGUGUACCAUCUUCCUGGAAGGCGGCUGUGCCAAUGAGGCAAAGAUCUGGGAGGCAUUGAAGAGGAUGGAUAUGCAUGUUGACAAGAAUCACAUCCUUUUCGGGAACCCCAACGACCUCCUCAAAGAGUUGAAGGACAUGAAGUACAUAGACAUCAGGCGAGUGCCCAAAACCCACAAAGCUGUCUAUGACUACCGCUGGGGUCAAAGGGCCAAGAAUGAGACCAGUGAGAUAAAAAUCCUGGAACACCUGGCCAAGAUGAGAGGAACUGACCUAGAUUCCUUCCCCAGCCAGUAUGUGCAGGCUCUGAGAGAGGAGGGGAAGAAGAAAGGACCAGUGCCAGAGGAAAUCAAGGCUCUCUUCGAUUGCCUUGACAUGUUUGCUAUAGGGAUUCGGGUACCGCUGCCAGAAGGCGGCAAACACUUGGUCCCAGGAACUCCGGAGCACGCUCUGGCCCAGGAAAUAUUUGACCACUGUCCCGGCCACGAAGGGCUCAACACCCGCAAAGCAUUAGGAGUGCAGAGCCUGGGGGGCACGUGGAGGCUGGGCCAGAGCUCGGCGCCCGCCCGCCAGGCUCGCUCAAUCACCACCAAGUCAACCACCACGGGCAACCAUCAGCCAUCCUCCUUCUGGUCGCCAAGACUCAUCAUGUCGCAGAAGAGUCAGGACUGUGAGCAGAAGCACGGGCUCCAGGAGCAGAGCGAGCCCCAGAUCCUGGAGGGGGUGCAGAGCCCAGGGGCUGAGGAGGGGGCGGCUGCCAUGGCCUCUACUGCCCCCUCUUCCUCCUCUGCUGAGUGUUCCCUGAUCCCGGGACCCCAGGAGGAGGGGACUCCUUUGGGGGCAGAGAGUACACCCCAGAGUCCCCAGGAUGCCUCCUCCUCCCCCGAAGGGGCCAUGUCAGCUGAGGGCACCAGCAAUCAGGAAGGGGCGGGUGCUAGAGCCCCCAGGGCCAGGUCUAAUGCUGAGCGCAGGCGCAGAGAAAAUCUAGAAAAGAAUGUGUGGCUUUUGUUGAAUUUCCUGCUCUUCAAGUAUCAAAAGCGGGAGAGCACUAAUAAGACAGAAAUUCUAGCUCUGCUCAGCAGAAGGGAUGAGAGAUACUUCCCCAGGAUCUUUGGGCAGACCUUGGGGAUCCUGCAGCUGCUCUUUGGUGUGGAAGUGAAGGAAGUGAACCCCACCUCCCACACCUAUGUCCUGGUCCCCUCCCUGGGCCUCACCUAUGACCUGAUGUCCCAGAGCCAUGUGCUGACCUUGCCCAGGAACGGCCUCCUGAUCACGGUCCUGUGUGUCAUCUUCCUGGAAGGCGGCCAUGCCCCUGAGGAGAAGAUCUGGGAGGCACUAGACAUGAUGGAAGUGCGUGCAGGGAGGGAGCACUUCAUUUUUGGGGAGCCCCACAGGUUCCUCACUUACAAUUGGGUGCAGAAGGGGUACUUGCAGGUCAGACAAGUGCCCAACAGUCAGCCUCCCUGCUACGAGUACCUGUGGGGGCCACAGGCCCACGCAGAAACCAGCGAGCUAAAAGUGAUGGAGUAUCUGGCCAAGAUGAGUGGCACGGACCUGAGUUCCUUCCCAACUGAUUACUUUCAGGCUCUGAGAAAGAUGGAGGAGGAGAGAGGGCGAGCUAAGUCGACCACCACGGGCAACCAUCAGCCAUCCUCCUUCUGGUCGCCAAGACUCAUCAUGUCGCAGAAGAGUCAGGACUGUGAGCAGAAGCACGGGCUCCAGGAGCAGAGCGAGCCCCAGAUCCUGGAGGGGGUGCAGAGCCCAGGGGCUGAGGAGGGGGCGGCUGCCAUGGCCUCUACUGCCCCCUCUUCCUCCUCUGCUGAGUGUUCCCUGAUCCCGGGACCCCAGGAGGAGGGGACUCCUUUGGGGGCAGAGAGUACACCCCAGAGUCCCCAGGAUGCCUCCUCCUCCCCCGAAGGGGCCAUGUCAGCUGAGGGCACCAGCAAUCAGGAAGGGGCGGGUGCUAGAGCCCCCAGGGCCAGGUCUAAUGCUGAGCGCAGGCGCAGAGAAAAUCUAGAAAAGAAUGUGUGGCUUUUGUUGAAUUUCCUGCUCUUCAAGUAUCAAAAGCGGGAGAGCACUAAUAAGACAGAAAUUCUAGCUCUGCUCAGCAGAAGGGAUGAGAGAUACUUCCCCAGGAUCUUUGGGCAGACCUUGGGGAUCCUGCAGCUGCUCUUUGGUGUGGAAGUGAAGGAAGUGAACCCCACCUCCCACACCUAUGUCCUGGUCCCCUCCCUGGGCCUCACCUAUGACCUGAUGUCCCAGAGCCAUGUGCUGACCUUGCCCAGGAACGGCCUCCUGAUCACGGUCCUGUGUGUCAUCUUCCUGGAAGGCGGCCAUGCCCCUGAGGAGAAGAUCUGGGAGGCACUAGACACGAUGGAUGUGCAUGCAGGGAGGGAACACUUCAUUUUUGGGGAGCCCCGCAGGCUUCUCACUCAUGACUGGGUACAGAAUGGGUACCUUGAGGUCAGACGAGUGCCUAACAGUCAGCCUCCUUGCUAUGGGUACCUGUGGGGGCCACGGGCCUAUGCAGAAACCAGUGAGCUAAAAGUCAUAGAGUAUCUGGCCAAUAUCAGUGGCAGGGACUUGAGUUCCUUCCCAGGUCAUUACAUGCGGGCUCUGAGAGAGGCGGAGGAGGAGAGAGGGCGAGCUGUAGCCAGAGCCUUGUACAGGUCCUUUGGUUGUAUCCAUCCCAGGCCACACCCACCACCUCCUAACGCUUAG
This is a messenger RNA of Elephantulus edwardii (Cape elephant shrew), 3222 nucleotides long. RefSeq lists its product as uncharacterized. The transcript is spliced from 4 exons. Gene Ontology annotation, cellular component: nucleus. Gene Ontology annotation, biological process: negative regulation of transcription by RNA polymerase II. The record is from RefSeq and is a predicted model, not a curated record. Bases 1 to 3222 code for a protein of 1073 amino acids. Lineage: Eukaryota; Metazoa; Chordata; Mammalia; Macroscelidea; Macroscelididae.